AUGUCGUUCUGGAAAACACUACAAAGACAGCCGCGCACCAUCUCGUUGUUUACCAACGACAUCGCGUCCAACACCAAGUCGCAGAAAUGCCUCCAGUUGCUGAAGGCGGAUGUGUCUCGCCGGUUCGACGUCGAGAUCGCCAACCGUUUCCCCACGUGGGACCAGCUGCAGUACAUGAGGACAUCGUGCCCACAAGGGCCCGUCUCGCUGCAGAGGCAGAUCCCGAAGCUCGAUUCAGUGCUCAAGUACAAGCACACAGACCCGACGUUCGGGAUGGACCUGCAGAAGUGCGUCCAGAAGGGCCUGUGGAACGCGAAGGAGGCGCUGUGGGUUGACUGGGAGAACAAGCUAGUGGGCAACGAGCCCGCAGACAUCGACAAGCACAUCAUCCACGGCAAGUAG
Messenger RNA from Saccharomyces kudriavzevii IFO 1802, 402 nucleotides. It is a transcript of the gene FMP46, whose product is annotated as putative redox protein. The transcript has a single exon. Gene Ontology annotation, molecular function: oxidoreductase activity. Gene Ontology annotation, cellular component: mitochondrion. Bases 1 to 402 code for a protein of 133 amino acids. NCBI's taxonomy places the organism in Eukaryota, Fungi, Ascomycota, Saccharomycetes, Saccharomycetales, Saccharomycetaceae. The record is from RefSeq and is a predicted model, not a curated record.